GCUGCUCACGCUGCACAUCACGGUGCUGCGCGGUUCCGGAGCUGCCGACCGGCCGGACGCGGCCGCGGCCAACGCCAGCCGGGCCCCGCUGCAGGUGGCGGAGACUGAGGCAUCUGCAAUCAACAUUACCAGCCUGAAUGGAACCAUCAAUGAUUCUUCCAAUAUGUGAUUACUUAUUACAGCAGGGAAAUCAGUCUGCAGAGGAUACAGCAUUCUGAAGAGUGGCCAAGUCAGCCCUGGCUCGGAGUGUCCCUUCCUGUUUAAUCCAUUACUCUUGAAAAGUGCAGCACGCCACACUUGGCUGGAGAAAGAGCCUCUGCCUUCCAGUUUCCUCAGCCGGCACGCUCAGGCAGACACAGCACCCAGGUGAAGGGGCUGCGACCUUCCUGCUGAGACUUUGACAGAGGCCAACACUCGAUUCCAAAGACCUUGGAAAGGAGAUCUCACCUGUAAGCGGGAGUAAGCAUCAACUAGAAGAUACUGGAUCUAUUCAGAGAGGCUGGGGAAUCCCGAGAAAGUGACUGCCAUGUUGAACUGCAGGUGGGGGUGAUGAGAGCCAGGCUCCCUGGAAGGCACCCAGUGGCUUGCCCCCCUGAAGAGCCAUCCCACGUGGGCACCACACCACAGGCUUCAGUCUGCGUGUCCUCUGCCCAGUGCGAGGCUCUGGGAUAGCCCUGACGUGCACGUCCACGCCCUUGGCGAGGCUCUGGGAUAGCCCUGACGUGCACGUCCACGCCCUUGGCGAGGCUCUGGGAUAGCCCUGACGUGCGCGUCCACGCCCUUGGCCUUCCAUUUGUUCAUAAAUCAGGAAAGGGCAGAAUAAGAGAAGGAAAGUGACCGGGGAACUCAAUUACAGAGUGAUGUGGCCCCGAGUAAGGGGGACACGUGUGCCGUGGGGCCAGGAAGAGCACAAUUAAUUCCUCUUCCUACCAUGAACAGAGAAUGAGGCUGUAAACACAGGGGAAAACAGAGACAGAAUCGUAGCUUCAAAGAGCCACCUUCUAAUGAAGGAGACGCAUUUUUCCUCUGGUACUGACUGAAUGGUUGCUCCAAGAUGGCUCAAAUCAUUAACUCAAUUUACUUUACUUGGAGGGCUCCAGGGGGUGUCCAUUGUUCUUUCGGGUUGGGGUUCUGCAUGCUGCUUAGGAUGGCAAUGGAAGGAGGGCUGUGGAAACCCGCCAGUGCCAUGGAGCCCGCCUGGAUGCCAGGAGCUGCCUGAAGGCUACACAGGCUCCCUUUUGAAGAAAAACUCGGUAUCCACAAAAGCCCAAGUGUUCCACCCGGAGUGACCUUGGGGGGUCACCAGCAGCUUUUUUCCUGAGACCCAAGGAAAGCCAGAUGCUGGCAGGGAAUUGCUACAGCCAUGCCCCUGUGCCCAUGUUUAUGAGCGUCACUGCACAUGGGUGCGUGCAUGCCCAGUGACCUGCUCACUGGGCUGAGCAUGCUCCUCCGGCUCAGCACCAUCCCUGCAGCCACAGAGCCACUCUCUGCUUAGAAGGCAGGCUGCAGAUGAAACCCUCGAGUGUCACUGUUGGUGAGAAACCUUGAAAACUGAGUCCCAACGUCUCUUUUUAGACACAAGGGAUCAAAACCCCAGAGAACGGAAGGACUUGCCCAGUUCCUUACUACUUAUUCCAGGAUGACUGACCCUCAAGUCCUGUUUCACAAAGCCCCACAAGCACAUUUCUGAGCACCCUAAGAGGUCUCAUGGUUUUUCUUUGCCAAAGAUAAUUGGAGCUGAUGCCCAUUUCAAGUGCCUCAACCCUGUGAUGUUACAGUUGCUGUUUGAUUGUCAAGGGGAGUGGAAAGGAAACUAAGUGAACAUGAAUUGUGUUUCUUAUUUCAGAGACUCUCAGGUAGCAGUCAGGUAAAUGAAAUAACAUACAUGUAAGUGUAGGACAUGACCCACCCACAGAAUAAGGGCUCUGCAAUUCCAUUCACCCAUUCAGGACUCACAUAUUGAGUGCCCUUGGUAUGCAGGGGUUGCACCAGGUGCUGGAGAUUAUUAGAGAACAAGCUUCUGUUCCCGGUGGGGGAGAGCAGCUCAGGCAGGUAACAUGGCAAAUACUGGAGCCUUAAGGUGGGAAAGACUUCAGCUUGACCGAUUGCAGGGAGCCAGCAUGAGGAAUUCCCUCCGUGACAAUGAGGGGCAGAAAAGAGACUGAAGGACCGUGUGUAAGGGAGAAGUGGUUUCUGAACUUGUAGAAGAAGGCAGGGCCCUGUAGGUCAUGAUGAACGAUCUGGCUGUUCUUUUGCGAUUAACAAGAAAGGAAGCAUGAAAGUGACUUUGAGUGAUGGCUCUGUAUGCUUUGUGGAGAAUGGGAAGGAAGGGUACAGACAUGUCAAGAGGUUUCAUCAUAAAGUAAUCCAGGCAAGAGAGGAGGGCACAUGGGCCAGGAUGGAGUGGAGUGGAUGGCUAAUGCAUGCAAGACACAGUUCUGACACAAAACUAACAGGAUUUGCUGAUGGACUGGACUUCAGAGUCCCAGAUAACUUCUGGUUUUAUUGGGGGGGCGGGGGCAGUGUAUGGUGUCCAUGUUGAUGGACCUGUAUCAGACAUGCGACAUUUGAGAUGUCUGUGGAUGUCUAAAUGAAGAUGAUGAACAGGGAAAAGGGUCAGACUGACCAGGAACCGAGUCUGGAACAUCAUGACCAAAGUGGUAGAAGGGAAACCAAGGGUUGCGUCACAGAAGUUGAGGGAGGAAAGUGACUUCAAGCAAGAGACCUCGUGUUGAAUGCUUCCGUCGGAGCAAAGAUAAGGACAUGGAGGUGCCCGCGGGGAGCAUGACCGUGGCUGGUGCCUCGAUGGUGCUGUUUCGGUACUAUAGGAACAGAGGGAGCCUCUCCUGGAUGAUGGCACCACCAACCCAGUGGACAUGAGUGUGAGCAAGCUCCAGGAGAUGGUGAAGGGCAGGGGAGCCUGGCGUGCUGCAGCCCACGGGGUUGCAAAGAGUCGGACACAACUGAGCGACUGAACAACAACUCCCGGAUAAACGAGCAUGUGGGAAGUAAGGAAGUAGAAAUGGAAUCUAAAAGACCCCUAAAAGCAAACACCAAUGCAAAGUCAGAGGAUGAUAAAAGGUGGACAAAGGAAAGGUGUCUUUCACCUACGUGUCAGUUUCAGAAGCAUCUGCCUGGCCUGCCCUAGGAAACAGUGAAAGAAAGGGGUGGUGAAGAGAUUCCUUUUUAUGAAAAGUUUCUAAAAUCAACAAAGCCUAGAAGAAUGAGUGUGUACAACUUUGGGCCAUGAGUCUGGGAUUUUAACUUCAGAGAGCAUCUGUUACUCACCAUCCCCAGAAUAACCUCAACAUGGAAAGUACCUUGACAUCAGAAACCAGCUUUCCUCCAUCCAAAGAAGCACUCGGGGAACAUUCAGACCACCAGGCCGGACACCAGCCCUUCCCCAGACAGCAAUUCCAGCAAGAGGCUGGGCACCCUUCAUUGCAAAGAGAUGGCCCCAGAUCCUUUCUCCUUGACCUACCCAACUUUCCAGAUCUUUCCAAAGCUGAUAUCAAUGGACAGAAUCCAAAUAUCCAGGUCACCAUAGAGGUGGUGGAUGGUCCUGACUCUGAAGCAGAGAAAGAUCAGCACCCAGAGAAUAAACCCGGCUGGUCAGUGCCAUCCCCCGACUGGCGGGCCUGGUGGCAGAGGUCCUUGGCCCUGCCGAGGGCCCAGGGCGGUGACCAAGACUACAAGUACGACGGCACCUCAGACGACAGCAACUUCCUCAGCCCCCCCGGGGGCUGGGACCAUCCAGCCCCGGGCCACCGGACAUUUGAAACCAAAGAACAGCCAGAAUAUGAUUCCACAGAUGGUGAGGGCGACUGGAGCCUCUGGUCUGUUUGCAGUGUCACCUGUGGGAAUGGCAACCAGAAACGGACCAGGUCUUGUGGCUAUGCAUGUACCGCCACCGAAUCGAGGACGUGUGACCGUCCCAACUGCCCAGGAAUUGAAGACACCUUCAGGACAGCUGCCACCGAAGUGAGUCUGCUUGCGGGAAGUGAAGAAUUUAAUGCCACCAAACUGUUCGAAGUCGACACGGACAGCUGUGAGCGCUGGAUGAGUUGCAAAAGCGAGUUCCUAAAGAAAUACAUGCACAAGGUGAUCAACGACCUGCCCAGCUGCCCCUGCUCCUACCCCACCGAGGUGGCCUACAGCACAGCUGACAUUUUCGACCGCGUCAAGCGCAAGGACUUCCGCUGGAAGGACGCCAGCGGGCCCAAGGAGAAGCUGGAGAUCUAUAAACCCACAGCCCGGUAUUGCAUUCGCUCCAUGUUGUCCCUGGAGAGCACCACGCUGGCCGCCCAGCACUGUUGCUACGGCGACAACAUGCAGCUUAUCACCAGGGGCAAAGGGGCGGGGACGCCCAACCUCAUCAGCACCGAGUUCUCAGCGGAGCUCCACUACAAAGUGGACAUCCUGCCCUGGAUCCUCUGCAAGGGCGACUGGAGCCGGUAUAACGAGGCUCGGCCUCCCAACAACGGACAGAAGUGCACGGAGAGCCCCUCCGACGAAGAUUACAUCAAGCAGUUUCAAGAGGCCAGGGAGUAUUAAAGAGACGCCGCCUCUGGUGUUCCCGACACAAACGCCCCGCGCCGAUCGCAGCCCGGCGGAGAGCCGCUCUCGCCAGCUUGCAUGUACAGGUGUAUAUACCACGCGAGCAUGUGUCGUAAGUUACACGAGGGCUUGGCGCCAGGCCCUCGCAACUGCCAUAUGAAGCCACCGUUGCCAUCUUCAAUGUCAACGGUCCCCUUGGAUCUCUUCCGAGGAAGGGACGUUCUCAGGAGGAUGUGAAGAAAGAAGCCGGAAGAAGAACCUGGAAGUCGUGGUGGGUGGAAUUCAACUCACCUCGGAUUCAGUGGUUCCCAGAGAAGCAAUGGGGCAAAGAGACUGAAAUUGUAAACGUGAUAAGCAGUUUUAUGUAUAACUUAUUUAAUAUGAAUGUGAUCUAUGCAUAACCUUUUCUCUGGAGUUGUCAUCCCGAAAUUAUUUAAUCACUUCCGUGAGAGUUCAUAAAGAGGCUUAGGGAGGUGGAAGAGAAAGGGAAUUUUCCAGGAAUGACUUCUUUUAAAACGAGAAAUGCAAUAGAAAGAUAUCAGCAUAAGAAAACCUGAAACCAAAGGUGAGUUAGCCAGUGAGGUACCUUGCUUAAGUCUCAGCUGCCAAAAUGCCCUUCCCUCAGACUGGUAGGGGGUAGAGGGGGAGCAGAUGUAUAUUUUCAGAGCAAAUCUGAGGCCUAGUUUUAAAUAAGCUUUAAAAUAAAGGAUGAUAUUAGCACAAUGCUGUAAUUCUACUAAAAGACCCCAGAAUGGUAGAAUUUCUGUUCAUGCCUUAAUAGGUUCAGAAGACUACAGGAAGAUCAGAGUUAAAAACAAGGAGUAGCACUUUUCCAAAGAAAACUGCAAAAUAAAUGGAAAAAGAACAUGAACUUCAUUUCAUCUAUUUUAUUUUCAUACCAUCUUAACAAUUUUUUUCUCCACCAAUAUAUUUCCAGUAAAUAAAUAUAAAAAUGAGGAAGGGAACUCAUCUAGAAAAUCCUGAUUUUUUAUGUUUUAAGAAAGGAAAAAAUACAUUAUUUUUGUAAAGUAUUUAUUGAGUCACUGAGUCUUGUGCAUCAAGCAAUUAUAAUAUUGGCCUGGUUCUGUAGGGUGGAACUUAGGACAAAUAAAGAGUUGGUUCUUAUGUAGUCUUUACUUGCAAAACUCCAGGAAAAGAGAUUAUAUAAUAAAAUCAUAAUAAAAUGUGUUACCUGCA
Molecule: messenger RNA, 5754 nt
Organism: Capra hircus (goat)
Lineage: Eukaryota; Metazoa; Chordata; Mammalia; Artiodactyla; Bovidae
Gene: ISM1
Product: isthmin 1
Exons: 9
Coding region: 3310-4554 (414 amino acids)
Biological process (GO): negative regulation of angiogenesis
Source: RefSeq, a predicted model, not a curated record